GUUACUCGCGACGCAUUUCAGGUUUCACGGUAUGUUGUUGGUUUAUCUUGUUAUACCGCACAGUUCUUAUCCUGUAUUUAGUUGAGUAUUCUUGAAAGCGAUGUUUCAGAAUUAAAAACAAGGUGUAAAAAAUUAAUUGGGAAUAUCUUAACCAAUUAAUUGUGGAUAGUUCGUUUUUAACUCUAGUGUGGUGUUAAUAAGCUAAGGGAGAACUAGCUGUUCAGAUUUUUUGAAUUUCUGGAGAUUUUCAGCGCUGUCGUAUCAGAUAAACAUCAUUGAAUGGUUACGAAACCAUAGUCAAAUCUUGAAAAUUCUUCUUGUGCGAAAUUUAGGGUAAAUCCUUGUAGGUUAUCGAGGUGAAGAAUUUUAUUUCCGAGCUAUAUCCAAAAGGUGGAAACAAAUUAACAGGAAAGCUCGCACAUGUGGAAAGAAGUAAUAAUAUGUCUGUAUCGCUAACACUGCGAAGUGUCAUACAAACCAUCGAAAAUUCAUGGAGCCACGAAACAAUAUCCUUCAACUGGCCCAAGACUGUUGGCAUCAAGCAUUACACACUGCUGGUCAGGAAUGUAGCCAACAAAAAUCAUAUGCUGAUUAAUAAAAAUUUCCCGGACAAUAUAACUCAAUACCGACAUAAGAUGGAAGGAAGCUUGAGAUAUGGCCAAACGUGCGAAUUUAGCAUUAUGAUAACGGGACCUAAUAAUGAGAUAAAGCAUAGUCCUUGGCAAAUUUUUACAAUUGGUGGAGAUAGAGUUCCUAGGAAUCCGUCCGCAUCUGUAAACAGCGAGUGCCCAGAAAGAAGCAUUAAAGUUGUUUGGGUCUCUUCGGUAAAGACUCCAGAAUAUUACACCGUUAAAGCCAUUCCAUCACGAGGAAAAAUUGUGACACAAACUUGUCAACAACCGCCGUUUAUUUUUCAUGGUUUGAAAUCAAAUACUCCCUACGUAUUCAAAGUUUCCGCAGUUUUUCUUGAAGAUGAUGGUACCAUCAAAGAAGAAGUUGGAAGUAAAACUGACGCAGUGAGCACAUAUCCAAAACGAGGAGCGAUGUCAGAGACACAAAUUAGCAAAAUACUCAGCAGUGUAGUCAACACACAUAAUCCAUUUACUCAAAAUAACAAUCGCGUAGCCGAUGACAAGAAGGCGGAUUUGGAUAAACCAAAAAUUGAAAUAAUUAUCGUUGAAAAUGAGGAUAGUCCGGAUCGAGCAUGUAUAAGUUGGGAUCACCCUGAUUUUGAUGGCGAUUCAAGUGAUUAUAAAAUCUUACAUUAUCAAGUCACAUUAUCACAAGAUGGUGUCGUGAUUAAAAAAUUCGAGAAUAUAACCUGCUCAGAAACACAAACUGAAAUGUUUGUGCUAAAUUUCGGGAAAUAUUACACCGUAAACAUAAUAACUACAUACGAAGAAAUUGAUACGGAAAAAGUGAGAAGAUCGGAUACAUUAAGAACGUUUUAUUCGAGACCAGAUAAACCCACGAUCAAAGUUUUAAAACACGAUGGGAAAUUUUCUGUAGGAUGGACAAUGGUUGAUGGAGCUGAUGGAUUUCAUCUUCAAAUUCAAGAAGUUCGUUCAGGCCGAACUAUACUACAAAUGGAAGGAGGGCGGGGUUUCAUCGAGUAUAAAGUAGAAUCUUCCCAUUUUAUUGUUGGCAGAUAUUACAGAUUCUCUGUCACGGCGAUAACAAAAGACAAGAAAAUAAGAUCAAACGCUGUCGAAAAGCUAAUGGGUGAUCAACUGGUACCAAGACAAGCGAUAGCGACAUUGAAUACGAUUAAGCCUUGCAAUUCUGUUGAUAUAACUUGGGAAAGUCCAGAAAAAGAACCAUUUCGUUACAAAGUGUUAUCUACAGACGGAAAACAUGUGAUGAAGCAUAUAAAAACAAAUAGUUGUGUUGUAACUGGAUUGCAGAGUGGAUCAAGAUAUAGAUUUAAUGUUAUAUCAAUAUUUGAAGAUGGGACGGAAAGUGAUCCAUGUUCGACAGACGAAAUAGUCACCGAUCCUAGGCCAACAACCUUAGAAAACUUGCAGUUGCGGAUAAAUGAAGACAGACCGCAUUCAUCAACCAUAGCGUCUUGGAAUCGCUCAGAAAAUGCAACUACCUAUAAAAUUUCGGUUAAAACAACGAAUUUCUUAUUGGAAUAUACCACUGAUAAAACUUGCCACACGCUGGAGAAUCUGGAUUCUGAUACAAAGUAUGAAAUAUGUGUUUCACCGGGCAACAGUGAAGGAUACGGAAGACAAGCAUCUUCAGAAAUUACAACAGAAUUGAACCCGCCAGAGGACGCCAGCGUGACGUGCAGUUGUCACGAUUGUGUUGAUGUAUCAUUUGUUCACAAUCAUACUGGAACAUGUCAAUAUGAAAUUUCUCUAUGCAAAGCAGAAAAUGACGAAGUAGUGAAUCAGAAAAAAACAAGUGAAAUUAAAUGUGAUUUUCAUAACCUUGAAGGUAACACGGAAUAUUAUGCAACCGUGCGCAGCAUUAAAGAUGAUAAAUCAAGUCGCAGUGAGAAGUCAAAAAAUAUAUUGACAGUGCCAAAGAAGAUAAUGGGAUUAAAAUGCAUACUGGAUGACGAACGACCUUCACUUGACGUUGAAAUACAAUGGGAAUCAGAAUACCCAUCAAUGCAAUACGAAGUAGAGGUGCAAACCGAUCAAAUAAUUGAAAGAUUAUUUUUAGUUACCGACGCGAAGAACUGCAAAUACAGGUGUCUUAAGGAAGGGAAUUUAUAUUCAGUGAGAGUAAGGGGAAAGAAUAAAACGGGAUAUAGCGAGUGGUCAAAUACCUCUGACAUACUGUUAGGAGCCUCACCAAGUAAAUUUUAGAGAAACUCAAUUGGAAA
Styela clava is the source of this 2836-nucleotide messenger RNA. The record is from RefSeq and is a predicted model, not a curated record. Lineage: Eukaryota; Metazoa; Chordata; Ascidiacea; Stolidobranchia; Styelidae.